ACCUGGCAUCUUCUGGUGAUGUGUUCAGGACAGGUGAGAUGAGAAAUGGUUUUGGGCCAUGUGCCAACUCCCCAAACAGCACUUUUCUUGCAGAAAAGCAGAGACUGUGAGGUUUACAAAAACCUGCAACCUCCACCAAUGCAAAAUUGCCAAAAUUCCAUGAUGAGCUCACUCAAUAAAUCCUUGAGGAGCCUGCAAUCAGUUUUUAUGUUCUUCAGAGGGUGAGCUAAACCAAAAUCCCUGCCUCCUCUUAUGAUAGCCCAUAUUUUCCUUGUCUGCAGCCAGUCACAGGCAGGAGGGAGGGGCAAAAAAAACCUGAUUUAAAAGGUUUUGCAAGAGCCCACAGCCUCUCCUUGCCUGACUGCACAUGGCCACUCACCUGGAGCUGCCUGCUGGGGGGAGGAUGCCCAUCCUGGGACUGGGCACCUGGCAGGUACCUGCUGCAGCUGGGGACCUCUGGUUGCUGGGAAUCACAGUAGAUUUUUUCAGCAAUCUCCUCUUUGGGUCAGGAGAAUGCAGCAAAUCCUCUGUGCAAUAUUUCCCUUUGAAAUAUCUCAGGUAAUGCAGGUAUUUGUUCCCAGCCUUCAGGAAAUCUUAGGAUUGAGUGGAGUCUCUGCAGGGGGCAGCCAGGGAGGCAGUGAAGUUUGCCAUCGACGUUGGGUACCGGCACCUGGACUGUGCCCACCUGUACCAGAACGAGAGCGAGGUCGGGGCCGCGCUGCGGCAGAAAAUGGAGCAGGGCGUGGUGAGGAGAGAAGAGCUCUUUGUGGUCAGCAAGCUGUGGUCCACCUUCCACGAGAGAUCCCUGGUGAAGGAGGCGUGCCAGAAAACACUUGCUGCCCUCCAGCUGGAUUAUCUGGAUCUCUACCUGAUGCACUGCCCCAUGGGAUUCAAGGCAGGAGAGGAGCUAUUUCCUGCAGAUGCAAAUGGCAUGAUCAUUCCCAGCGACACAGAUUUUCUGGAUACGUGGGAGGCUAUGGAAGAGCUCGUGGAUGUGGGAAUGGUGAAGGCUGUUGGAGUCUCCAACUUCAACCACAAACAGAUCAAUCAGCUCCUGGGCAAACCAGGCUUAAGACACAAACCUGCAAACAAUCAGAUUGAGAGCCAUCCCUAUCUUCCUCAGGAAGAGCUGAUUAAGUUUUGCCAAUCCAAAGGGAUCUCUGUCACUGCAUAUUGUCCCCUUGGAGCACCCAACUGGCCAGGGUCCAAACCUGACCAUAUUUCCCUUCUUGAUGAUCCUCAAAUUAAGGAAAUUGCACUCAAGCACAACAAAACCCCAGCUCAGGUGCUUAUCCGGCUCCAAAUCCAAAGAAAUGUGAGUGUGAUUCCCAAAUCUGUCACUCCACAGCGUAUUGAAGAAAAUUUUAAGGUGUUUGACUUUGAGCUGACUGGAGAGGAGAUGGAGACCCUCCUUGGUUUCAAGAAGCGCUAUCGCAUCUGUGCAUUAAGCCAAUGCAAAAAUCACAAGGACUAUCCUUUUAUAGAAGACUGACAUGGGUAUCAGCUUCAGAGCCUCUGGGGGAUCCAGACCAUUUAUUGUUAUUCCAAGCAAUUUGCAAUCCUUUGUGUAUUAAUUAAUAGAUAAAAGGGGAAUAUGUAUUAAAAAAUGGGAGAAGGUAACUCACAGAUAUUCUGAAGAGUCAUCUUUGAACAUGGAAACAUUUGCUUCCUUUGUAUCAACCAGUUGCAUCAGUCCUUUAUCUGCUCUUGUAACACAAUUUUCAGUUGCAGCAAAAUAUAUAUUCUCUCUUAGUUUAGUAAUGAUAAUGAAGUUUAAUAAAGCCAUAGAUUGGGACUAGGGAAAAGCAUUUUUUCUCAUAACUAUAAAUCCUGACUAAGUUUAGAGAAAAUUAUAAUUCUCUGAUUAGUUACACUUUUGGACAAAGGGUCAAUACAUUUGCUAUCUUUUAAUUAUCAGUACAAGACAAUCCAUUUAACAUCAGAAGAUCUCAAUGACAUGACAUGCUGCUUGAGAUGCUGAGUGCAGUAAUUUCAGUGUAACAGACUGAAAGCUCUUUAGAGGACACUGCUGAAUUAUGAUUCAGGAGCUCUUUUCUUAAUGAUGUUUCCUAUUUAUGAACUGCUGAAAGCUAAUAAACUACUAGGAGAUUUGGAUGUUUGGUUUAUACUAUCUGCAAGAGUAUAUAAAUACUGCCUUUAUCAGGAGAAUGGCUGCAGUUGAGACUGAAAAUCUAGAAAAUCCAAAAUCUGAUAAAAGAGACACACAGGAAUUAUUUUGUUUGGCAGCUGUCAGAUUUAGCAAGCAGAAAAGCUGGGCAGCUUCACAGAAGCCAACAGCAGAUUUUCACUCUCCUGUACUGUUCCCUAGGUACUGUUUGCUUGUGUUUUGACUCGAAGGAUGUCUCUGGAUGCUGUUGUCUCUGGUUAAAAAAAUAAAAAAGGCAGUGCUGCUGCAGCCCA
Haemorhous mexicanus (house finch) is the source of this 2421-nucleotide messenger RNA. RefSeq names its product aldo-keto reductase family 1 member B1-like. Gene Ontology annotation, cellular component: cytosol. The transcript has 10 exons. NCBI's taxonomy places the organism in Eukaryota, Metazoa, Chordata, Aves, Passeriformes, Fringillidae. The record is from RefSeq and is a predicted model, not a curated record. Gene Ontology annotation, molecular function: aldose reductase (NADPH) activity. The coding region runs from base 731 to 1492 and encodes 253 amino acids.